Molecule: messenger RNA, 1629 nt
Organism: Erythranthe guttata (spotted monkey flower)
Lineage: Eukaryota; Viridiplantae; Streptophyta; Magnoliopsida; Lamiales; Phrymaceae
Gene: TLP8
Product: tubby like protein 8
Source: RefSeq, a predicted model, not a curated record
CUCCACCACUAGUCAAAAGUCCCACCCAAACUCAUUAAAAAAGUUACCGUUUAAAGUUUAAACUUUUUAAACACCACCCAAAUUCCACAACACACUAAUUCAAAAUUUUCAAAUUCAAAUAGCCGUUGCAUGCUUUCCAUUAAUGGCACCAAGAAAAAACAUAAAUCUUUUUUUCUUGUUCAACUAAAACAAAAUUAUUUUUCUCUCCCUCUCCACAAACCCAUUACGAAACCCAUGGCCGGUGGUUGCAAGAAAACCGCCACCAUCUCACGGCAGUCUUCCUGCACCUCCACCCACCGCAACCCCCUCAUCCAGCAGAACCACCACCACCACCACCGCACCUCCAGCGACGGCGGCGGCGGAAAUGGUGUUUCUCUUGGAUCCCCCAUACGCCGCUGUGAUAACAACAAUAAAGAGAAUAUUGCCGCUGCCCCAAAUGCCAAGCCCGGAAAAUUUCAUUACGACGACGACAAGGAAAACACAAACCCUAACGAUGAUGGGAAAAAUCUAAUCUUGAAAGAUUUCUCCGAUUGGAAGUCUCAGAUGAAGGAAAAUUUGUUGAAGCCUUCUUCACUCCAGGUGUGCAUAAAAAAGAACGAGCCCGAUUCGGUUAUCGGGCUGAAGAAAUGGGAAUCUCUCGAUUCGGAGAAACCAAAUGCAGCAGCCGAUGUGUGGGACUAUUCGGAUUCGGAAGCUGCACCUGUUUCUUCUUGGUCCACUUUGCCUAAUAGGGCAUUGUUGUGCAGGCCGUUGCCGCUGGAUGUCGGGAGGUGUACGUGUAUCAUAGUGAAGGAAUCGUCUCCCGAUGGAUUCGACGGUGGAACUUUGUACACAUUGUAUACUAAUGAGGGUAAGGGGAGGCAGAACCGAAAACUAGCGGUGGCUCAUCACAGAAGGCGAAGAGGAAGAUCGGAAUUCACCGUUGCUCAAAAUACUAAAGGCAUAGCAUCUCACUCGGACGACAGUUUAAUCGGAACAGUCACCUCCAACAUUAUCGGAUCGAAAUACCAUAUAUGGGAUCAGGGCCAUUGUCUGAAAUCCUCGAGCAAGAAAAACCCGAAGCUAUUGGCUUCCGUGAAUUUUACGGCUACCGUAUCGACGUGGACCGGAAACUAUCGAAGCAUGAAGGCGUGGAUACCAAAGCACCAAUCCAUGCAGCUAAAGAAUACAAAUCAGAUACAACAUAUCAAUGGAUUACCGACAGAAUGGGAGGCGAACAAGGAUAAAGUUCAUCAGCUAUUCUCAAAGAUCCCUUCUUACAACAAGUUUACGAAACGGUACGAGUUGGAUUUCAGAGAUAGAGGAAGGGCAGGUCUUAAAAUCCAGAGCUCGGUAAAGAACUUCCAAUUAACUUUGGAGAGAAACGGGAAGCAAACGAUACUUCAACUCGGGAGGCUGGGGAAGUCUAAAUAUGUGAUGGAUUACAGAUAUCCAUUGACUGGCUAUCAAGCAUUCUGCAUGUGUUUGGCUUCCAUUGAUUCAAAACUCUGCUGCUCAGUUUAAGUAAAAAAAAAAAGUAAAAUGUUUUCACCUUUGUAAUUUAGUUUAACUGUGUUGAUCAAAAUGUAUUGAUCAUAUUAGAAGAUGUAAUUUUGUGGUUGAUGGUUUGAUGAUUCUUCAUUGCUUUUU